GAUGAUGCUCUCAUUUCAGUGAGCGGUGUCAUGUAUGGCAAUGGCGAUAGGUCAUCGGCGGUCAUUCAAAAUCAGCGUUCAGGCCAAGAUCUGUAACCUUUAUAUCAAGCUGAAGGCCACUCUGAAACUCCCUUCCGGGAAAUUCCAACGCCUCCUAAAGCUUGAUAAACUACUCAUCGAAGUGGAUUCCAAAUCCGUAUCUCGGAUCCUCCUUCAACGGCGACGGACUUUGAAAUCUCGAAUGCUCAGCUUCGUAAAGAAGCAUUUGGGACAUCGCCGAUCUAAAUUCCCACAUGCUGAAUCUAGAUAUCGGUCUUGGCAUGUUGGCCUUCUGGAACGAAGGUGUGUGGCUGCUUUUGGUGUGGGAUUGGGUUAUGUGGUUGUUGCACUCAAGACACAAAUUGAGCUUGCAAAUGCCAUUGGUCCCAGCUUCAGCUCCAUUAUAUGGGUUUACCUGUGUGUAUUUGUUUUAUGGCUCCAGAAAUAUCAAUGCAAAAAGCCUAACAUUUCUAUACAGUCUUUGGAAAGAAAAAAGAAGAAAAGAAGAUGCCCUGUUUCACUGUUUGGAAGACUAAAAAGAAAAGGCCCGAUCAGCCUGUUUACGUUAAACCUGUUAAUACUAAGGAGGAGCACUUGCCAGCCAUUCUCCCUGAGCCCCAACUUGAAACUAGAUCUUUGCAAUCCGCACCACCAAGUUUUAGAACCAGAGUAAAACCUAUUCAACCAGUUAAUAAUAAAGUAUCCAGCAAUAGAGCAAGGGCAUUAUCUGCUCCCUCGUAUCUUGAUGCCGCCGAACAGGAUGCUCUUGGAGCAAUAGAUUAUGAUGCACAUGAUGAACCAAAGCUUUAUAUUGGAUUGAAUAAAGAACAAAAAUCCUCAGGUCCACAACCACUUCCCCUUCCUUCACCUCAGGCUACUGCUUCUUUGAAGAUUUCAGGAAGCUUUAAAUCGGUGACUUCCAGUUCCAGUGGAUCAUUAUAUUCGUCCGGACCCUUGCCAUUGCCUCCUACGGGAUCACUCCGCAACUUCUCAUUUGAAGAAGUAUCGGCUGCUUGCCAUCAUUUUUCUUCCGAUCGGUGCAUGUCAGAAGGUCUCUCAUCCUUUAUAUACAAGGCUUCUUUUGGAGACGAUUCUUCUAGCUUAAGAAAGUUUGAGGCCACUGUUUCGCGUCUUUAUUCAUCAAAUCAGGGAUUAAGGGAAUUUGUCAAUGAAGUCAACACGCUGGCCUCUUUUCAACAUCCUAACCUCUGUAAACUACUUGGCUUCCAUGCACGCGAUGGCUCUGAACAGAGGAUGUUGGUGUAUGAAAGGCUAUUUCAUGGAAGUUUGGACAGGCUUCUAUAUUCGAGGUCUGAAGGACCCCUCAUUGACUGGAAUUCAAGAAUGAAAAUUGCAUUAUGUGCUGCCCAAGGUCUGGCUUUCUUACACGAAGAAGGACCUUUCCAGGCGAUGUACAAUGAAUUUUCGACUGCCAACAUACAGAUUGACAAAGACUUCAGUGCAAAACUUUCUGGAUAUGGUUGUGUUGGACAUAUUCCCGAUCCAGAGAUACCCAACAAUCCAGUGGUUAGUCAACUGAAAUUGAUUGGUGCAAGUCUAUCUGUGGAAACCUUGGAGAGAGGGUUGCUUACUCCUAAGAGCAAUGUCUGGAGUUUUGGAAUUGUUCUUCUGGAACUACUUACUGGUAGGAGGAAUCUUGAUAACCGUCAUCCUAAGGAAGAGCGGAACUUAGUUAAGUGGAGCCGGCCUUUCCUCACCGAUGAUUGUCGACUAUCCCUGAUUAUGGAUCCCCAGCUAAAAGGACGCUUCCCAUCUAAAGCAUCAAGGAUUGUGGCUGACAUAGCACAAAGAUGUCUUCUGAAGGAACCAUCUGAAAGGCCCACGAUGAGAGCAAUUGUUGAACGUCUUAGCAGCAUACAAGACGUAAAGUACUCCUGUCGUUUUCCUUUGCAAGAACCUGCAUCAUUUUCUGGAAAACAGAUUUCAAGGUCUCCGAGCCUUAAUGGCAUCAUCACCCCAGCGCCCAGGAUGAGUUUCUCACCUUCACCUCCUUCAGGUGCACGGCUGUCUGUUUCUCCAUCUUCAUCUAGACGAACCAUGCCAUUAACUCUUCCACCACGUGCUUGUUCCUCGCACUCACUUGAGGAGCUUGACAGACAGGGAAGUCGAAAAUCAUCGUCAUCGGCCUUUCGGCGAACUGGGGUUGAAGGAUUUUGAUUGUGUAUAUGAACUUUUUUCUUAAAAUAUAUAUAUAUAUUUAUUUUUCAACCUUUUUUGGUCAUUCAAACGAAUACAUAAAGGAUAAAUGCAACCCCUGGUGUUGUAGUAGAAGAAAAGGUUUUAGUUAUGUAGAUAUAAUUGGGUUAUGGUGGGAUUGGGAAAAUGCCAUUUUACAGAGAUCUGGUUCGCUUCAUACCA
Cucumis sativus (cucumber) is the source of this 2418-nucleotide messenger RNA. Its product is annotated as probable serine/threonine-protein kinase PBL11. The record is from RefSeq and is a predicted model, not a curated record. The coding region runs from base 547 to 2217 and encodes 556 amino acids. The transcript is spliced from 6 exons. Gene Ontology annotation, biological process: protein phosphorylation. Lineage: Eukaryota; Viridiplantae; Streptophyta; Magnoliopsida; Cucurbitales; Cucurbitaceae. Gene Ontology annotation, molecular function: protein kinase activity; ATP binding.